AUGUCAGAAUCAAGUACUCAAUAUGAAAAUUUUCAAACUGAUAGUAGUUUUGAAACUGAUGAUAUUAUUGAUGUAGCAGAAAGCGAACAAACUAAUGAAUUGACAAGUGUUUGUGAGCACUUUUCAAAAGAAUAUGACACUAAUAAUGAACUUACAUCACUUAUUUGUACUAUAUGCCGCCUUAAAUAUAAGCCAACCAAUAUGCCAGGAACUCUUGCUAAACAUUUAUAUAACAAACAUAGUAAUUUAGUUGGUAAUCGACAAAGCACUCUUGAUAAGUUUGUAAAUAAACCAUAUUCAAGAACAGAUCAACAAUAUCUGCAACUUACAGAUAAAAUCGUAGAUUUUAUAGUUUGCUAUCAGCUUCCUUUUUCUAUAGUUGAUAAUUCUUAUUUUAUUACUAUAUUAAAUACAUUCGAUGCUCGAUAUCAAAUACCUUGUCGACAAACUAUACGAACUCAAAUUUUAAAUAAAUAUAAUAGUAUGCGCAAAAUUAUUUUAGAAGAACUUGAAAAGCCUAAAAAAGUAUCAAUUACAUGUGAUAUUUGGAGUUUCGUUACAAUGCAAUCAUAUCUUGGUGUUACAGUUCAUUUUAUUAAUAAUGAAUGGCAAUUACAACAUUUUUUACUUGACCUUCUUCCUCUUACUAGGCAGCAUACUGCUGUAAACAUUAAACAAGCUAUUAUGCAA
Molecule: messenger RNA, 690 nt
Organism: Racocetra fulgida
Lineage: Eukaryota; Fungi; Glomeromycota; Glomeromycetes; Diversisporales; Gigasporaceae
Source: the annotation of a GenBank genome assembly